AUGAAGUACUUGUCAAUUUUCGUAGCCCUUUUCAUGGUUGUUGCUUAUUUCAGCGCCUGUUCAGCAACUUCUCAACCAGUUUGUUGUGCAAGACUUCCUUCCAGCGGAGAAAUGAAAUGCAUGCCAGGAGGUGCACAAUAUAUGGAUAUAUCCAAAGGAAUUUGCAAUCUUUUGAUGUGUUCACCCUUAGAUUUAAAAAUGAUUAUUCAAGGAAUCAUGCGCAAUAUUCGACCAUUACCAACAGCAUUGGCUAAAAAAGCAUCUGAAGAGUUGAACGAGACCUCGAAUGAUGUGCAGUUUUACUUGGACUCACUACGACAUUGGCUUACCAGACAACGUCACUUGAAAUCACGAACUCAAGAUCAAUUUCUAAUUGCAUUCCUGCGUGGUAGUAAAUUCAGUUUGGAAAAAUGCAAGCAAAAAAUUGAAAGCUUCUACACAUAUCGAGUUUUGAUGCCGGAACUUUUCAAAGACCGUGAUGUUGAUGAUCCAAAGGUUUAUGAGAUUUUAAAAUUAGGUUCAAUGUUACAUCUGCCACAACCAAUAUCAGAAGAUGGUCCACGUGUGAUAAUGCUUCGUUUUGGAAACAUUGACUUCCACAGAUUUAAAGUUGUUGAAGUUUUUAAAGUCGGCAUAAUGAUGGCCGAUUUAUGUCUCUAUGAUGAUGACAAUGCCAUUGUUGCAGGUUAUGUGGUUGUUGUGGAUUUGGCCAAUGUUACACCGUUCCAUUUAUUUAAUUUUGAUCCAAUAUUCGCUAAAAAAAUCACAGUCAUGACAAACAAAGUAUUGCCAUCAAGAAUGAAAGGAUUUCAUUUUAUUAAUAUGUUGCCAGCCGUUCAGAAAUGUUUCAAUAUGGUAAAAGGUGUAAUUAAUGAGAAAUUAAGAAAUAGGUUCUAUUUUCAUGGGAAUAACUUAAAUAACCUUUAUGAACAUGUCCCCAAGCACUGUUUUCCAGUAGAAUAUGGAGGGAAAAGUGAAACAAUUCAAGACAUUCUCGAUAACUGGGAGAUUAAGUUGAAAAAACAUAAGGAGUUUUUCAUCGAGGAAGACGAAUAUGGAUGCAAUAAUAAGCUUCGUGAAGAUAGAGCAUCUGUUGUGGACCAAUUUUUCGGAAUUAAUGGAUCUUUUCGGAAAUUGACAAUUGAUUAGAAAUUAUUUUUUUGCGAGAAUUUAUAAAUACAAAAAUUUUAGCCUAAUUUUA
Episyrphus balteatus (marmalade hoverfly) is the source of this 1201-nucleotide messenger RNA. Its product is annotated as alpha-tocopherol transfer protein-like. The coding region runs from base 1 to 1149 and encodes 382 amino acids. The transcript is spliced from 5 exons. Lineage: Eukaryota; Metazoa; Arthropoda; Insecta; Diptera; Syrphidae. The record is from RefSeq and is a predicted model, not a curated record. Gene Ontology annotation, molecular function: phosphatidylinositol bisphosphate binding. Gene Ontology annotation, cellular component: membrane.